CCAUGUUUCUUCUUCUUCUUCUUCUUCAUUCUGUCUUUCAACGACAAGACAUUGAAAUUGGAAGAGGGGAGGGAAUCAAAGUUAACACAUUUUAUCUAACCCUAUUCCCCUUUUCCACGCAACUCUGAUUUUGGAUUAUUUUUUUUCCUUAUAAAUAAAUAAUAAAAAAAGAAAACACAAAUAUUUGUGGGCAUACUUGUAAUUUCAUCCGAUAAUGCUUUCCUCACUCUCUCCUCCGUUGCGCGCCUUCUCUCUUCGCUUCACAAUCAAAAAUCAAUCGCUCCCCUUCUCCAUGUUUUGCCGUACACACCGCCACUUUUCCCUCUCUUUCUCCUCACUCUCCCCUUUUCUCGCCUGACCGCCCUUCCCUCUCCGUCGCCGGAAAGCUCUGUCCAGUCCAGUCCACUUCAGCCUCUCCCUUCACUUCAUGUUUUGCAUGUUGAGUUGGAUCAUGGUCUGUGUUGGCUACUGUUGUCUCUGUGAAUGUUCACCAGUUUCCUCUUCUUUGAAAGAUGUGACUUGCUAUUGCUUUACUUUUUAGCCUAUGGACAGUGGGAUUUCGUUCUUCUUGUUCAAGCUCUUGUGUAUUGGCAUGGAAAAGAUAAGUUUGUUAAAGAAUGUGACCAGUAAAUAUUCUCCAUAUAUCACUCUCACGAUUUUAAAACGCCUUUUGUUGGAAAGACAGGGUGAUGUAAUGGAUAUGUCGGAGGCAGUUAUAGUAAAAUCUAGCAGAUUGAAAUCCGUUGUGUGGAACGAUUUUGAUAGAAUAAAAAAGGGUGACACCUUUGUUGCUGUCUGUAGGCAUUGUAAGAAGAAACUCAGUGGAUCGAGUACCAGUGGGACUUCUCAUUUGAGGAAUCACUUAAUUAGGUGUCAGAGAAGAUCUAAUCAGUUUAUUUCUUCAUCCAGGGAAAAGAAAAAGGAAGCAACUCUGGCUAUUACUAACUAUGUUGAUCCGGGGCAGAAGAAGGAUGAUGUACUCAAUCUUGUCAAUAUUGGAUUUAAUCCAGAGAAGUUGAAAGAGGAAACAAGUAAUACUCUGAGUUACAAUUUUGAUCAGCGACGAAGUUGCUUUGAUCUCGCACGUAUGAUCAUCUUGCACGGUUAUCCAUUGGCCAUGGUUGAGCAUGUUGGGUUCAGAGUAUUUGUUAAAAAUCUGCAUCCCUUGUUCGAACUUGUAACAUGCAAUAAAGUUGAAACUGAUUGUUUGGAGAUAUAUGCCAAAGAGAAACAAAAAGUGAAUGAGUUAUUGGAUAAAUUGCCUGGUAAAGUUAGUCUCAGCGCUGAUAUGUGGACUGCCUCAGAUCAUCAGGAAUCGGCAUACCUGUGUCUUACAGCCCACUAUAUUGAUGAGUCCUGGCAGUUAAAUAAGAAGGUUUUGAACUUUAUGUUUGUUGAUCCUUCUCACACUGAAGAUUUGCAUUCAGAGACCAUCAUGACAUGUCUUAUGGAUUGGGAUAUCGAUCGGAAGUUAUUUUCAAUGACAUUUGAUUGUUCCUCUACCAGUGACUAUAUAUCAUUACGAAUCAGAGACAGACUAUCACAGAACAGGUUCCUGUAUUGUAAUGGUCAAUUAUUUGAUGUCAGCUGUGCGGUAGAUCUUCUCAAUUUGAUGGCUCAAGAUGCUUUGGAAGCAUUGUGCAGUAUUCUCCCUAAAAUUCGUGAUAGUAUUCAAUACAUUAAACAGUCUCGAGAAGUGCAAGCUAAGUUCAAUGAUAUGGCCGAACAAGGUAAAGUUCAGAGCCAAAAAGUUGUAUCUCUGGACAAUCCAGCUCAGUGGAACUCGACUUAUGCGAUGCUUGGAGCGGCUAUGGAAUAUCGAGAAGCAUUUUCCCGUUUGCAGGAAAGUGAGGUUGGCUACACAGCAUGCCCAACUGAAGAAGAGUGGUCUAGGACUUGUACAAUCACUGGGUUUCUGAAGUUCUUUUUUGAAGUAACUAAUGUUUUAACGAAGAGCAAUUUUCCAACUGCAAAUAUAUUUUUCCCCGAGCUCUGUGAUGUGCACUUGCAGUUGAUGGAAUGGUUCAAGAAUUCAGAUGAUUAUAUCAAGGCCUUGGCAUUCAAGAUGCGCACCAAGUUUGAAGAAUAUUGGGAUAAGUGUGGAUUGGCUCUAGCGGUUUCUGCCAUUUUAGAUCCUCGAUUCAAAAUGAAACUAGUAGAGUAUUACUAUCCACAGAUAUAUGGGGUUGUUGCUCUACAGAGGAUUGAUGAUGUUAUGAACUGCGUGAAGGCGCUUUACAAUGAACAUAUGAUCUGCUCGCCAUUAGCUUCAAUGGAUGAAGGUCUUGCCUGGCAAGUUGGGAGUAGUUCUGGGAAGGAUGGAAGGGAUAGAUUGAUGGGGUUUGACAAAUUUCUGCAUGAAGCCUCGGAGAGUGAAGGCAGUAAGUCAGAUUUGGAGAAGUACCUUGAGGAGCCUUUGUUUCCUCGUAAUGCCGAUUUCAAUGUGUUGAACUGGUGGAAAGUUCACAGUCCUAGAUAUCCAAUUUUGUCCAUAAUGGCUCGUAAUGUGUUGGGGAUUCCGAUGUCAAAGGUUGCAUCAGAUUGUGCAUUCAGGACUGGAAGAAGAGUGGUUGAUCGAGAGUGGAGUUCAUUGAAACCAGCUACGAUUGAAGCAUUGGUAUGUUCACAGGAUUGGAUACGGAGUGAACUGGAGAGCUAAUUCUUCCCUCACUUAACAACUCUGUCAAUAUUUAUUCAUUUUUGUCAAUCUUUGUACUUCACUUGUGGCCAUGGCCCAUAUGUGAUUAUGUGGGGUUUUUUUUCCCUAAAAUUUUAAGCUAAUCGUUAAGGACAGAUUAGUCCCAAGUUUUAUUAAUUUGAUAGCCUAAUCCAAAAUUCUUCAAGUUUGAACGGUAAUCAAGCUUGUGAUGAGCCUGUUGCAGACAUGGGAUAAAA
This is a messenger RNA of Cucurbita maxima (winter squash), 2895 nucleotides long. RefSeq names its product zinc finger BED domain-containing protein RICESLEEPER 1-like. NCBI's taxonomy places the organism in Eukaryota, Viridiplantae, Streptophyta, Magnoliopsida, Cucurbitales, Cucurbitaceae. The coding region runs from base 545 to 2659 and encodes 704 amino acids. The transcript has 3 exons. The record is from RefSeq and is a predicted model, not a curated record. Gene Ontology annotation, molecular function: protein dimerization activity; DNA binding.